Messenger RNA from Panicum virgatum (switchgrass), 1246 nucleotides. Its product is annotated as BTB/POZ and MATH domain-containing protein 2-like. NCBI's taxonomy places the organism in Eukaryota, Viridiplantae, Streptophyta, Magnoliopsida, Poales, Poaceae. Gene Ontology annotation, biological process: protein ubiquitination. The transcript has a single exon. The coding region runs from base 97 to 1212 and encodes 371 amino acids. Gene Ontology annotation, molecular function: protein binding. The record is from RefSeq and is a predicted model, not a curated record.
UCGAUCUAUAGCUGCCCUACGCACGAUCGCCCGUGACACCCGGCCCCUCCGCAUCGCUCCGGCCGCUGCCACGCCAACGCAACGGUCGGGCCCGUGAUGCCGAUCUCCGCCUCUUCUCCCACCACCGGCGGCGGCGGCGGCGGCGGCGGCGGCGGCAGCACGUCGACCAUCGUCUCCGAGAUCACUUCCGGGUGGCACGAGCUCCGGGUCCCGGGCUACGCCGCGACCAAGGGCGGCGUCGGCAAGUUCAUCAACUCCGCCGCGUUCGUCGUCGGCGGGCACAGCUGGUACAUCCGGUACUACCCCGACGGCAACAACGACAAGAGCGCCGGCUGGGUGUCCGUCUACCUCUACCUCGACCAGCCCGCCGCCGCCGCCGUCGACGGCGGCGACGUCAAGGCGCGGUACAAGCUCAGCCUGAUCGCCGACGACGGCGAGGACCUCUCGUCUCGGACCAGCGGCUACUCCUUCUGGGGCCCCGGCAAGCCGCGCGGCUACUGCCAGUUCAUCAAGGGGGCGGACAUGGAGGCCUCCCUCAGAGGCCACGGCUUCCGGAUCCGAUGCGACGUCACCGUCGUGAAGGAGACCUGCGUGGACCCCACCGCCGCCGCCACCGCCGAGGCCCUCGCCGUGCCGCCGCCGGAGCUGGACCGGCACCUCGGCGCGCUCCUGGACGGCGAGGUGGGAGGGGACGUGGCGUUCGACGUCGGCGGCGAGCGGAUCACGGCGCACAGGUGCGUGCUCGCCGCGCGGUCGCCGGUGCUCAUGGCGGCGCUCUUCGGCCCGAUGAGGGAGGACGCCGCCGCCACGGGCAGCAUACGGGUCGGCGACGUGGAGCCGAGGGUGUUCAAGGCCAUGCUCCGCUUCGUCUACACCGACGCGAUCCCGGAGGUAGACGACGAGGAGGAGGACGAGGGCUACAGCAAGGUGGGGAUGGCGCAGCACCUGCUGGUGGCGGCGGACAGGUACGGCUUGCCGAGGCUGAAGGCGAUGUGCGAGGCCACGCUGCUCGAGCACAUCGACACGAGCGCCGUGGCGACGACGUUGACGUUGGCCGAGCAGCAUGGGUGCCAUGGGCUCAAGGAAGGAUGCUUCAGGUUCAUGAGAGCUCCGGGCAACACGAAGGCGGUCAUGGCGAGCGAGGGAUUCCAACACCUGAGGACCAGUUGCCCCUUUCUUAUUGAGGAGAUGCUUGCUAAGCUUGCCCCAUGACCUCUUCAAACAGUUGAUCAACUUGUAAGAGGGU